AUUCAGUACACGGAGGUUAGUUAUUCAAACACAAAUUGAACUAACCUUCGUGUAGGUACUAAAAAAAGUGUUUUUGUUUAUCUUAUCAGACUAACGACAAAUAAAUGAUUCGUUACUUUCACAUUUGUCAUUUAACAAUAGAAGAGGAAAAUGCACUAGAGGUGGUGCCAAUACUGCUUAUCACUAACAGAUAGUGGCUGAUACAGCAUUUUAUUGUGUCAUAUGCCUGUUGUAAUUAUCCUAUGGUCUGUGAUUAUCCUGUUUUAGAUGUUGUUAGUUGUUUAGUUGUGUUUCGUUUGGUAGACAAGAUCUGUAACUAUGAGCAGUAGGUCGGGAUGCGAUAUAUGUGUUUGCAAGGAGGAUCUUCCAAACCACAAAGGUUCUCUUCAACAUCGCUUCAACUUUGCAUUAUUUGAGUGGACUAAAUAUAGACGAGCAAUUGUCAAGAACCGAAAUGGCAUAGAAAUUGAGGUAAAACUCCAUAACAUAGAAACGAAUCGAAAUGAUUUGGUGUAUAAGUUUGAAGAAAAAAAGGGUCGUCAUGGAAUGACGGUGUUGGAACAGCGUGCUAGAGAUGAAAUGGUACAAAACAAUGGGAUCAGCUAUAUCUUCACUGUAUUAAAUAAGCAGCGAUCUAAAAGUAUUUUCUUAAUGGGUACAAUGCUUUUACAUCCAAAUAAUAAUUUUAAAUUGGAGGAUUUUGAAGGAAAAAUGACAGAAAAUACUAUUUUACAACUUGAACCAAAUGCCUCAUACAGUUUUAAAGUUACAUUCAACUUAAAUCGUGUAAAAGUGAGUACUUUCGCCAUGCCCGUAGCUAUACAUCUGCAGACCGAACGUCUUGAAAAUUUUACUAUAUCUCGAGAAAUGCUUAUUAACAUUAUUGGAGCAUUGGAAUUUAAUCAAGAGGUGACAGUUGCAAGCAAAAGUCCUUUCACAUCUGCAUUAUGGCAUCAAGAAAUAAGUGAAUGGAAUGAGCCAUUGGUCAGAAUUCCGUUUCAAAACACUUUUACCAUUCCACCAAAAUAUGAUAAAAUCGUUAAGAUGGGAAUUACAAGAUAUCAGAGCAUAACGCCCGAAGAAGAUAUUUCAUUGCGACAUGUUGAGCAUUUAUUACAUCCCGGCUAUGUGACACAACAUAAUUAUAAGGAUUUCUUUCAUAUUGCUCUGUGGGUUGAUGAAAAGGGAGCAGAGUUAAUGUUACAGCGAUAUAAUAUGGAAAAUGUUAAUAUCACAGUUAUACAGAAGACCUUAUUGGAAUUGGAAGUUCCCGGUUUGGCAGAGAAACGGCCUUCUCUCAUUAGGGGGGAUGUUGUUAAUCUAAGAUUGCAUGGAGAUCAUAUUGGUUAUAAAGGAGUGAUAUCAAGAGUAAAUAAUUUGAGCAUUUACAUUCAAGGUGUAGACGAGUUGCUUAUAGAAUAUAUUAGGAGUAAUCCUGAUGCAGAAAUUGACGUUUCCUUUAAACUUGGUCGGCUUCCCUAUGAAAGAAUGCACAACGGUGUGGAUCAUUGCGUCAGUAGCGGUAUGACCAACUACUUAUUCCCUGAUAACAUUAUAUCAAAUGUGGGUAUUUUGGCUGGCCGACGUUUACCGGACACUGAGUUUUUUAAUCCUGCUAUUAGGGGAAAUCCAGAGCAAAGAAGUGCUGUUGAAAGUAUUUUAUUUAGAAGUAAUUUUGCACCAUAUAUAGUUUUUGGACCCCCUGGAACCGGAAAAACUAUAACCAUUGUGGAAGCUAUUUUACAGCUAGUCAAGAAAAUCCCAGGGGUGGUGAUUUUAGUAUGCGCUCCUGCAAAUGCAGCUUGUGAUAUGUUGGCAAGUAAACUAAUCCAAUCAAAACGCUUAACCGAAAAGGAAUUGAUUCGCGUACACACGGAUACCAGAGAAUGGGACACGGUACCGGAAGAUGUCAAGGGCUAUAGUAACUAUGUGGACGGCGAAUAUAUCAAACCAAGAGGAUUCGAAUUAAUGAAGUACCGAGUCAUUGUUACAACACUAAUUUUAAGCGGAAGGUACCAGAAUGACCGUUUGAAACCAAAUUAUCUCUUUAUUGAUGAAGCUGCCCAAGCAAUGGAACCCGAAGCAGGUGCUAAAUAA
Photinus pyralis (common eastern firefly) is the source of this 2097-nucleotide messenger RNA. RefSeq names its product putative helicase mov-10-B.1. Gene Ontology annotation, molecular function: helicase activity. NCBI's taxonomy places the organism in Eukaryota, Metazoa, Arthropoda, Insecta, Coleoptera, Lampyridae. The record is from RefSeq and is a predicted model, not a curated record. The transcript has 15 exons. Bases 319 to 2097 code for a protein of 592 amino acids.